Molecule: messenger RNA, 1566 nt
Organism: Castor canadensis (American beaver)
Lineage: Eukaryota; Metazoa; Chordata; Mammalia; Rodentia; Castoridae
Biological process (GO): regulation of transcription by RNA polymerase II
Cellular component (GO): nucleus
Molecular function (GO): DNA-binding transcription factor activity, RNA polymerase II-specific; RNA polymerase II transcription regulatory region sequence-specific DNA binding
Source: RefSeq, a predicted model, not a curated record
GAUCAAUUGACAUUCAAGGAUGUGGCCACUGAGUUCUUUCAGGAGGAAUGGGAAUGCCUGAACCCUGAUCAGACAGCUCUGUGCAGAAACAUGAUGUUGGAGAAAUACAGCAAUGUGGUUCCUAUGGAUCUCACUAUCUACAGACCAGAUCUAGUAACCUAUCUGGAGCAAAAUGACGAGCCCUGGAAAGUGAAGAGAAUUGGGACAGCAGAAAAACAUCCAAAUAUGUUUUCUCAAGACACCCAAGAAAAUUUUACAGAAGACAGUAUGCAACAUGCAUUCCAAAAAGUUAUAUUGAAACAACAUGAAAGUAUUGAUCCUGAGAAUUUUCUCCUCUGGAAAGCCUGGGAAAACAGACAUUAUUGUGAAGCACAGAAAACAAGUGAAAAUAGACAUAUCAAUCUCACAACUAUGCUUGACACAAACUUCACUGACAAAAAAGAUAAGGAAUAUCAGUUACCUGAAAGCAAUGCUCAUUUUACAUCAUUUAAUUUUUCUGAAUCAGGUGCUUCUGUAAUGAAGAGUCCACAUCAAUUUUUGAAACAGAAAUUAACUCUGAGCAGAAAUACUGAAUAUCUGAAAAGUAAUGGAGACCAUGAGGUAACUAAUCAUUUAAAUGAUUUUGACCAUGGGACUAAGUUAAAGUGCACAUCAAGCAUUUAUGUAGACAGAUGUAAAGAAUUUAGUGAAUCUUUUGCUUAUCCCUUACAAGAUGAUGUGCAACAGAAAAUUCACACUGGAGAGAAAUUCUACAAAUGUAAAAAAUGUGACAAAUUCUUCAGUAGUUCCUCAUACCUCACUAAGCAUCAGAGAAUUCACACAGAAGAAAAACUUUACAAAUGCAAAGAGUGUAGUAAAUCUUUUGCUUGUUUCUCAACACUUGUCAUCCAUCAGAGAACCCACACUGGAGAAAAACCUUACAAAUGUAAGGAGUGCAGUAAAUCUUUUGCUUCUUCCUCACAACUUGUUGUUCAUCAUAGAAUUCACACUGGAGAGAAACCCUACAAAUGUGAAGAGUGUAGUAAAUCUUUUUCUUCUUCCUCACAUCUUACUGUUCAUCACAGAAUCCACACUGGAGAGAAACCCUACAAAUGUGAGGAAUGUAGUAAAUCUUUUGUUUCUUCCUCACAGCUUGUUGUUCAUCACAGAAUCCACACAGGAGAGAAACCCUACAAAUGUAAAGAGUGUACAAAAUCUUUUGUUUCUUCCUCAUAUCUUAUUGUGCAUCAUAGAAUCCACACCGGAGAGAAACCCUACAAAUGUGAAGCAUGUAGUAAAUCUUUUGCUUCUUCCUCACAACUUGUUGUGCAUCAUAGAAUCCACACUGGAGAGAAACCCUACAAAUGUAAAAAGUGCAAUAAAUCUUUUGGUACUUCCUCACAACUUGUUGUUCAUCAAAGAAUCCACACAUGAGAGAAACCUUUCAAAUCAAAAGAAUGUAACAAAACCUGUUGUUACUCACAUCUUAUUCAGCAUCAUAGAAUCCACACCGAGAAGAAACCCUACAAAUGUAAAGAAUGUAGUAAAUUUUUUGCUUAUUCUUCACAACUUGUUGUUCAUCACUGA